GGGUGGGGUGAUGGCUCUCUUGUUUGCUCCGUGUCCACCCCAUCAUGGCUGGUGCGGACCAGAAAGAAGGAGCGUCCUCGCCCUUGUGGUACCCUCCUCCCCUGCACCACCACCACCACCAACAGCAGGAGCCUCACCCCCACUAUGUCCUCCUCCUCCCCGCACCGCCUCGCUACACGCGCGCACGCCGCUACUGCUCUAAUGCCUGGGCCUGCGCCUCCCUCGUGCUCCUCUUUGCCUUGCUGUUCUUCUUUCUCUGGCCCUCUAAACCCCAAAUCAGGGUUGCUCGAGCCUCUCUUAACCAUGUCCACUUCUCCACUGAUCAAUCCUCCAUUUUUCCUUCUGUAUUGAUGGAUAUAUCGAUGGAUCUCACACUUAGGGUUAGAAACAGGGAUUUUUUCUCCUUGGAUUAUGAGAGGGUGGUUGUUUGGAUUGGUUAUAGGGGUCGCAAGCUUGGGUUUGUGAGGUCGGAGGGUGGCGAGCUGAAGGCACGGGGCAGUUCAUAUGUGAAUGCGACUCUGCAUCUUAAUGGGAUUCAGGUGCUUGAGGAUGCUUUCUAUCUUAUUGAGGAUUUGGCAAGGGGAUCCGUCCCUUUGUAUACAAUUACUGAGUUUAAGGGGCACCUACACAUCCUCAACUUUCGAAUGCCCUUGCAGGCGGAAGUGUCAUGUGAGAUAUAUGUUGAUGCAGGUAGUCAAACUAUUGUGCGUCAAGAUUGCUGAGCUCAUGCUGGUACUUGACUAGGUUUGAUUAAUAAAGUGCCGGUUUGAAUUGCUUUCUGACUCAAAUGUACUCCUUUCUGUCCCGGCUAUCAGAGGACGUGGGUGAUCGCACAUUGUGAUGUAUUAUUUCUGGUUUGGAUCCUUCUGACUUUACGGAUCACUUCUGAUUUAUGUAUAGAUAAGUGAUACUUAGUGCAUGUACUGUAUAUAAAACAAUAGUACAAAACUGAUAGUACAAUGGCUUAUUAUAUUGGUUUCUAUUUUUAAAUGUCUUAAGCUCAACGAACAAUCAUAAAAGAAAAAGCUCAUUGGACAAUUAUAAAAAAGUCUUUGAUUUACGGGCU
This is a messenger RNA of Amborella trichopoda, 1066 nucleotides long. RefSeq lists its product as uncharacterized. Lineage: Eukaryota; Viridiplantae; Streptophyta; Magnoliopsida; Amborellales; Amborellaceae. Gene Ontology annotation, biological process: defense response to other organism. The record is from RefSeq and is a predicted model, not a curated record.